AUGCUUCGCUUCGCCUCUUUGACGGCCAUCCUGGCCACCACAGCCACAUGCUUACAUCUCAACGUUAACAACAUCUCCUUCAUACGCUCUGGCGCCACCUCUCUGGCAGCCAACCUGUUUACAUACCAUGACCCAGCCAGCACAGUCGGCCAAUUCGUCCAACCCCAACCCUGGUUCUGGUGGCUCUCAGGUUCCGGCUGGACAUCCCUCAUCGACUACACAGCCUACACGAACGACACCACCUACAUUCUGGCCAUCCACUCCGCCCUCCUCCAAAAUGUAGGUUCAAACUACGACUUCGUCCCCGCCUCCCAAGCCGGCUGGGAGGCAAACGACGAUCAAGUCUACUGGGUCUACGCCGCCUUAACAGCAAUGGAAUACGGCUUCCCGCCCCUCCCCUGUGAACCCGAAGCCUCUGCCGUCGGCACGACGGGAAGCUGUCAAAACACCUCCUGGCUCACUAUAGCAAACAACGCCUUCGAGGACUUCGUCACCCGCUGGCAAAACAACAGCAUCACCUGCAACGGCGGCCUGAAAUGGCAGUACAACCCCUCCGCCACUGGCAAUGGCUGGACGUACAAGAAUACCGUCACUAAUGGCGGCUUCUUCCAGACUGCGGCGCGUCUUGCUCGGUUCACGGGUAAUGCGACGUACGCGGACUGGGCGAAUAGGAUCUGGGAUUGGUCGGCUGGGGUGGGGCUCAUAAGUCCGGAUUUCCAUGUUUUCGACGGGACGUCAGAUGGCGAGGGGGCGAACUGCUCGAGUGUCAAUCAUGAUGAGUGGAGCUAUAACAUCGCGUCUUACCUCCACGGAGCGGCGAACAUGUAUGCUUUCACCCACAACAACGCCACUUCUGCCACACCGAACGCCACGGUCUGGCAAUCCCGCACACAUGGGCUGCUGGUAGCAGCGAACCAGACUUUCUUCUCCCCUUUCCCAAACGCCACGGGAAUCAUGUACGAACCCAAUUGCGAACUAGCCGCCAAAUGUAACACGGACCAGGCGUCUUUCAAAGGCAGUCUUGCGACCUGGAUGGCUAAGACUUCCCUCUUGGUUCCUAGCACGAAGGGGGAUAUUUUCAGCCUUUUGCGGCCGAGUGCCGUGGGUGCUGCGGCGAGCUGCGAGGGCGUGGUGAGUGGCAAAGGUAAUGACAGCUGUGGGACUAAAUGGUAUAUCGGGGCUUAUGAUGGCGCGACAGGGUUUGGGCAGGAGUUGGGGGGGUUGGAUGGGGUGUUGAGUUUGCUUGUGGGGCAGGCGCCUGGGUUGGCGAAUGUGAGGCACUGA
Messenger RNA from Recurvomyces mirabilis, 1284 nucleotides. RefSeq lists its product as uncharacterized. The record is from RefSeq and is a predicted model, not a curated record. NCBI's taxonomy places the organism in Eukaryota, Fungi, Ascomycota, Dothideomycetes, Mycosphaerellales, Teratosphaeriaceae. Gene Ontology annotation, biological process: carbohydrate catabolic process; fungal-type cell wall biogenesis. Bases 1 to 1284 code for a protein of 427 amino acids. Gene Ontology annotation, molecular function: mannan endo-1,6-alpha-mannosidase activity. The transcript has a single exon.